Molecule: messenger RNA, 1801 nt
Organism: Cheilinus undulatus (humphead wrasse)
Lineage: Eukaryota; Metazoa; Chordata; Actinopteri; Labriformes; Labridae
Gene: dcst1
Product: DC-STAMP domain containing 1
Exons: 14
Coding region: 78-1571 (497 amino acids)
Cellular component (GO): membrane
Source: RefSeq, a predicted model, not a curated record
GUCGACACUAAACGACAGCAGAACCGGAGAGGGUGUUCCUGUUUUAUCUGUUUGACUCUGUUCAGAACUGUGUUUAGAUGUGUGGGGGGAUGAAGACUCCCCCUGACAUGCGCACUUCAUCAUCUUCACCUCCUCACAGCACUGUGGAGGGGAUCUUUCCUCCCGCCGUCCAUCGUUUCCUCUUCAGCCAAUCAGGAGAGUUUAAGGUGGCUCACCUGGUCGUCAGGGCGCUUUUUGGAGCGGUGAGCGGAGCAGCUCUGUUCCUCGGAGUCUCACACAGCCUCCCCCUGACCUUUGACCUCUGGCUGACAGUGGGAUGUUUCUUCAUCGGUGUGUGCGCGGUGGGCGGAGCCUUGUCCUCCUCCUGCAGGUGUUCAGUCCUCCUGAUGUUUCCCAGCAUGCUUGGCUCCCGCGGGCGGUCCUACCUGAUGCUGUUAAUCGUGACGGUGCUCUGCAGGGGUCCUCUUUCUAACAUCCAGAGGAACGUGGAGACGGCGGCUCUGUCUCUCAGCUGUAACCUGGACCUGCAGGUUCAUCACAGCAAGCUCCUGUGGAGAGACGCCAUCAGACCCUUUCUCCUCAUCACACAGGAGCUCAUGGACGAUAAAGACGAGUUUCAGUCGGAGGCUCUGAGCGUCAGCAGGAAGUUUCAGAACAUCCGAGAUGCAGUUGUCCUUCAGUACGGAUAUGACCUCUUCAAACAGAAACACGCCACCGCCACCAACAGCACACAGGAGCAGUUCAUGUCAAAGACCAUGAUGCAGUGCGACAGUGUGGUGGACGAGGGCGUGCAGCGCUGUGCUGAUUGGUUCAGCCUCAGGUGGGCGGAGUGUAUGGAGGCAAUCCCGGUCCCUGUCAUUAGCCACAUCCUGUGCGUGUCCAUGAAGUUCCACUUCCUGUGUGAUGUCAUGAGAGUGAUGACGCCGUGGUGCAGAGAGCAGAUUCCUGUGGAGGGAAACUUCGGUCCACUCUUUGACCAGCUCAACUCUUCAGUCGACCUUCUGUCCAGAGAGUUCAGGGCGGAGCUGGUUCUGCAGGAGCAGCAGCAGCAGAUGGUGUUGCAUGGAUCUGUGCUGGAUGAAGAGUUCACUCAGGCCGUCAGAGGAAACCUGGAGACGCUGAACAGAACGGUGAAACGGCUGCUGGACAUCCUUCAGCUGCUGCUGUCCUUCACCUUCAUCACCAUCUUCACUCAAGCAUUUGGGUACCUCAGGCGAUACCGGAGGGACGUCCGCUUCGACAAUGUCUACAUCACCACCUACUUCAGACAGAUCGAUGCCCACAGGAGGAGAGCGAGAAAGCGCCACCUGCUGCCUUUGAACCAAUCAGAGAAGAAGAAGAUCAUCAACCCCUGGAGUUUAAAAAUCCACCCAGAGGAGCUCAAACAAGUGACAUCAGGUGUGUUCCAGGUCCUCUCUGUCUUCCUGCUCUCUGUCGUCCUGCUCACCGUAGACUUCUCUCUGUUCCACGUGUUGGACAUCGUCAGCAGACACACCUUCACCCAGCUCAAUGUGACCAGUAAAGACCUACACACUGAAGUCCAGGUAGUCACCAGGUGGACAUCCAAGUAAACGGAGACUCAAUGAUGGCCCGCCUCCUGAGGAAGACAGUCUCGGCCUUCAACAGCUCGUCCGUCCUGGACAUACACACCGACAACCAAAUCUGUACGUCUCCCCCCUCCUCCCUCUCUGCUGGUGUGUACAUCAGUUGUGUAUUUUGUGUGCUGUUGUUGGCCGUCUUCAGCUGCCUGCAGGUUUACACCAACCGCCUCCGACGCGCCAUUGCCGCCUUCUACCACCCA